Panicum hallii is the source of this 1099-nucleotide messenger RNA. RefSeq lists its product as uncharacterized. Lineage: Eukaryota; Viridiplantae; Streptophyta; Magnoliopsida; Poales; Poaceae. The transcript has 3 exons. Bases 1 to 855 code for a protein of 284 amino acids. The record is from RefSeq and is a predicted model, not a curated record.
AUGGAUUCUAAUCGAUUCAAUCCAGCCGGCCUCUCCUCCUCCUCCCUCCUCUCGAUCGUCGCUGCUCCAGGCGGAACAGGAGCUCCACCGGCCCAAGGUGCUCCCGCUGCUCCCCCCUUCCCGAGGCCUCCCGCCUCGGCCGCCGGCUGCCGGUGCUGCCCACACCCCUCCCGCUCGGCCCUCUGCUGCAAGGGACUGAUUGAUGAUAUUGAUUCAUUGCGUCCAUAUGGUGUGAUUUCGCAGGUAUUUAACCCUGCAUCACAAGGAGAAAGAACAACAAUUUCUACCUGUUCAUGCCGCUGUUCAACGCCCUCGGAGGGACCAUCAACGCUAAGUCCUUGGAGCUUCAGAAGGAGGUCGAUCAAGGGAGUAAGAGAAUCAGUAAGCAGAUUAGGAGAACGGGUGCUUGCAGCAUUGAACGACCGUGUGCUUGCAACAUUGAACGACCGGGUGCUGGACUUCGUGUUCCUGGCGCACGUCGUGGACGUGGUGUUGUCGAUGCAAGUGCCCUUCGCGUCCCGGUCCUGCAGCUCGCUGCCGUUCGCGACCCGCUUCGUGCUGCCGCCGCUCUGGCCCGUCGCCUUCGCCUUCAUGCUCCUCCAGUGGUUCUGCUCCAAGACCUUCACCGUCAGCUUCUACUUCCUCUGCAGCCGGCUCCACCAGACAUGGAGCGUCCCUAGAUACGGCUUCCAGGUCAGGGCCGCGCGGGAGGGGAGGGGGCAGCACCAGCAGCCGGCGGCUGAGGGCCGCGCGGGAGGUCUCGGGGAGGGGAGCAGCGGGAGCACCUUGGACCGGUGGAUGGUGGAGCCCUUGUUCUGCCUGGAGCAGCGACGACCGAGAGAGAGCGCGCCAUGAACAGAAGAGAGGAGCACGGGAGAUGAGGAGAGGGCCGGCUGGAUCGAUUCGAUCGAGUCAGGGGCAAAACAGGCAAUUCAGAUGUUCUGAAACGAAAAGGAAAGUCCUGAAAUCAAGAAAAGGGGAGAAAAUCCGUUGGAUUAAAACAAGUCGCAUGCGAAGAGUAUUUUGAAAGGAUCACCAAUUGGAUGUUAAAAGAAAUAAGACGCGCGAAUUUGAUGUUAAAUAUCGAAAUUUCUCGUUU